Molecule: messenger RNA, 1221 nt
Organism: Truncatella angustata
Lineage: Eukaryota; Fungi; Ascomycota; Sordariomycetes; Amphisphaeriales; Sporocadaceae
Exons: 1
Source: RefSeq, a predicted model, not a curated record
AACUUACCGUAUUUUGUAAUUCCUAACUCCUGUAUCCGAGAGUAAGAUAUUAUGCAUCCGGAAACUCACCUCGACCACCACAGUCGUCAUGAAUAUUACUGCUGCCUAUCAUAGAGUGGCGAGUAUGAUGAAAUUAGUAUAUAAGUUGCUAGUCAUAACUUCCAAGAAGUCGUAGCACCUAGUCAACAACAUUGACCAUAAACAUCUUCCGGGAUAAAUACAGCAUAGCAACGACGGACCAAGACCAAAUAAUUAGUAGUUACGCGAUGCUCACGAUGGAAACUAUCAGCCAGUAUUUGGCCUCGGGUCAGUAUUUUGCCAGUAGCCAACCCCUCACGACCGCCAUACUGGCAACUGGUAUGGCCGCAAUCAUAGUCGCUUACAACGACUAUCGGUACUACGUAUCCAUGGGCCCUCACGGUCUACCAGACAACUGGUGGGGCUGGUACAAGCAGCUGCGCAUGUCGUGCAAGGCACGCAAGGACACCACCGUCCCCGUUCCGUACGACCUGGCCGAGACGGCCAAGACCAACGGGCCCAACUCGACCAAGUCGUUCUUCGCCCGACCUCUGGAGCUGCGAUCCGGGACGCGGCCCGAGGUGUGCGGGUUCGUGGCACCGCAGCGACAGCUGACCGAGAGGUGCUCGGAUGCGAUGAGGCGAGCCAUGAAUGCCUACCUCGACAACCUGGUCAUGGAUAAUGCUGCCAUUUUGCAGAGGGAGAACUCGAAACUCGAGGGACCGGUCCCCGCAGUGCAGCUCAGGGAGGGCUCACCGUUCCCGUCAUUCCUGGAGGCUACGAGGGGAGAGUUUGUGCAUAUCCACCCGCCGGACGGCAGCACGCAUCUCGUGCUCAGCUUGGUAGACUCGGCGGAGGCGAUCGAGAAGGGCUGGGGACAGCGCCAUCGUUUGAGCGGGGGUAUGCUGACUUGGGGGUACACCUUGAUCUACGCUCCGCGGGAUGAGCAGGAUUUUCAUGUUUGGAAGAACAUUGUUGGUGCUGCCGCAAACUUUUCGGUUGCUGAAAUUGGCCAGCUUCGGCUGCCAGCCGAUGAGUGAGUAGCUUGUACAUGGCACAAACGCGCCGUAAGCUUCAUGGACUGGGUACAUAGCAAAAUAUCGUCAUCGACAGGGUUGUGGCCGACAUAGGAGCUCGGUGGUGCGACUCCUGGAGAUAGAGACCUCGGAUAGGCGUAAAAACUGUGUACAUGGCCCAUCUGCA